This is a messenger RNA of Sipha flava (yellow sugarcane aphid), 1110 nucleotides long. Its product is annotated as ubiquitin domain-containing protein 1. Gene Ontology annotation, molecular function: protein binding. Lineage: Eukaryota; Metazoa; Arthropoda; Insecta; Hemiptera; Aphididae. The record is from RefSeq and is a predicted model, not a curated record. Bases 111 to 815 code for a protein of 234 amino acids. The transcript is spliced from 5 exons.
AGACGUUAUAAAAUUAUUUUAUUAAUUUACUAUAAUUUCUAUUUUUAAAAACGCCAGUUAGCUUUAUAUAAAUGUAAGGCUGCCAUGAUUCCAAGGCUUGUUAGAACAAUAUGGGAGGCUGUUUAGGUUUACAAAGAAAUCGCAGAGGAAGGAAUGCGUCCUCAGACAAUGGAUCUCGCCCAAGUUCUGGUACUAAUAGAAAAAAUCACCCAUUGUGCCAUGAAACAAUCCGUUGGAAAUCUGAUGUUCCUUUAACUGAAGGUCAGUUACGAAGUAAACGUGAUGAGUUUUGGGAUACAGCCCCAGCAUUUGAAGGACGUAAAGAAAUAUGGGAUGCAUUAAGAGCAGCUACUGCAGCUGCUGAAUCGACUGAUUUUCAAUUAGCACAAGCUAUACUUGACGGCGCUAACAUUUCAGUUCCUAACGGAUUUCUUACUGAAUGCUAUGAUGAAUUAGGAACUCGAUAUCAAGUUCCUGUGUACUGUCUUUCUUAUCCUAUAAAUAUAGUAAAAGAAGGCAGCGGCAGAGAUUCUCCAGUUGAACAAACCGAAUCCUCAGAUGAAGGUUCAGAAAUAAUGUUAAAACUUCGCUUGUCAUCAAACUGUCAAGAUAUUAAAAUGCCAUUAAUGACAAGAGAUACUAUAGCACAAGCUAAAAAAAAAUUACAAGCUAAACAAGGCAUUGGUCCACAACAUCAGAGAUGGUUUUUUGGUGGUAAGCUAUUGGGUGAUAAAUUACAUAUAGAUGAAGCUAGAAUUCUUCCUAGUUAUGUUAUUCAAGUAAUCAUUAAUCCUGAACCAAUACACGAAAGCUGAAUUCUAUGUGCUGUCAUUUCGUUUUUUGAUACAUGCUUAUCUAUUUAGGAUUAAAUUGAAAUUGAUGUUACAUAAGUACAUUUAAAUUCUAAAUAUUUUAUUUUUUAUUAAAUGCUUAGUUGUAUUUCAGUAAAAUGUCAUAAUUUUUAUAAUUACCUAAUCUAUAGGUCAAAUUUCACUUUAUUUCAUUAAUUAACAUCAUUAUGACAUUUUUAAUGCUUACAGAUUCUUACUUUAGUUUUAUUAUGCAAAAAAAAGAUAAUUUUAAAGUUUGAAACAUGUAAUGCUUAUGAUA